Molecule: messenger RNA, 13345 nt
Organism: Porites evermanni
Lineage: Eukaryota; Metazoa; Cnidaria; Anthozoa; Scleractinia; Poritidae
Source: the annotation of a GenBank genome assembly
AUGUCAUCAUUUUCUGAGGAGACGAUUGAAGCGCCUCCAGCGAAAAAACGAAAAACUUCUAACUCGGGUGGUGUUUCAAAUUCAGUUUCGCAAGAAAAUCAUUCCACAGAGAAGGUAAAACGACGUAGAAUUUAAAAAUUGAAGAUCGCUGACAUUUAUGCCUGGAUUUUAAUGAUUAUUCUUUUAAAUAUUACUUUCAUCUGAACAGACCAUGGCGAUGGACAGCAACGGAAGUGCUGCGAACCAAAUGCAGAUUGAUGAAGGGCUAUACUCUCGACAACUGUAAGAAGAAAAAUUCCUUUAAUAUUGUCCUUUUAUGGCCUUCACGUUUCAUAAAAUGCAAUAGUAAAAGUGUUUUGAGAGUAAUACUGGCGAGUCAGCUGGUUAUUUAUUAAUGAGCUGACUUAGUAAACACGUAUGGCUUUCGAUACUAGUGCAUUCGGUUAUUUUUUGCCUCUACAAAGCGGUGUUGCCUUAUAAGUGACGAAAGCAGGGUGCAAAGAAAGUCAUUUUUACAGCGUGCCAUUUGGGCAAGCUGAGGGUAGCAUGUACUAGCCCAAACGUCAUUUCACAGUUCUUCUUCAAAAAACUUCACUUGCCCAUCAGGCAAGUUAAGAACAGCAUUCACUAGCCCGAUAGCAAAAUUCACUAGCCCUGGGCUAUCAGACACUGCUUUCUUUGCAUGCUACGAAAGCCACGCCACAUUUAAUCAUGCCAACGACCGAUAUGUGGAUGCAUACCUGUUGCACUGUUUGAAACAUCACCAGGAACGAAGGCACCAGGUAGUGUCUUAAACACAGCUUGACUACUGUAGCUUCAGACCGGGGUUUUCAGUAAAAAUUCCAAAUGCCCGUGGGCUAAGCAAAGUACCAGAACCCAGUUUUUAGGGAAGUUUAUUUUUGAGCAUGUGACAACCAAUGCAAAAAUGGGUGACAAUGUUAGCAAUAGAUAAAAUGUCUCGUCAACUGCCUGUAUUGCACCAAUCAAUGAUUGAUUGGUGCAAUACAGGCAGUUAGAAACUGUAUCAUGGUAUUUUUGUCUAGGUAUGUACUUGGCCAUGAAGCCAUGAAGAAAAUGGCUGUUUCCAAUGUUCUUAUAUCUGGACUAAAAGGUCUUGGAGUAGAAAUAGGUAAGCUACGUACCUCCAACGUACCCUGCAAGUAUAGCUGUCUGUCCUCACUCCUUACUACUCCAAGAGACAUUUUGCAGGAUAGACGUCUAUGUUUUGGCCCUAUAAAUUUUGUACUGAUGACAAGCUUUUGAGCUUUGCCACCAGGGUUUUCAAUAAGAGCUGGUGGUCGGCGAAAUUUGCGGACUAUACCACGUGAACUUGCUGCCUAUUUUUCUUUGGAAAUUACCCCCAGUUUGAGUAGAGUAUUCAUGUGCUUUUGCUGUUUAAAACUCCAAAAUUUAAUGAUAGUCUGUGUUCUGUCCAAACACUCUAAUUUUGCUCCAUUCUAAGAAGCCCAGAUUUCAAAAUUUUUCCAGAAACUUGCACCUUCAGGCUCGCAAGUUGUGCCUUUGCUGUGAGUUUUUUCCUUCUCCACCUACUCCAAAGCUUUUGCCACCUACUUAAAAUCUUAUUGAAAAACCCUGUGCUACUGCUUGCAUUUUUGUUUGCAGAAGAACUCAAAACUUUACAACAAUAGACCAGGAAAAACAUCUGGAAUCCUAUGACAACCAGAUUGAUCAGACCAAAUUUGUUUUUGGUGCUGAAUUUCAGACCCUAUCCCCUAUGAUUCUUUUCUAGCAAUGAAGAGCGAGGAAAGAAGAAUGUCUUUGCAGUCAACCCGUAACUUUUUUUUUUACUGAAUUGUUUGGUGGCAGGAUUUCUUGUUUCUUUUGUUCCAAUACAAAUAUAGGUAUGCUAGAAUAUUAUUAGACCGACAUCUAAAUGUAUAGCAAAUCCAUGGAAAACAGCAAACUCAGGAUUGCAAAAUUGUUUUUUCAAAAUACAAAACGUGUCCAGUAUCAAUGAAAGGGUCUAUAGAUGUACCUACAGUGUAUUAUAACUAGAAAGUCAGUUUUAAAGCUCUACCUUACAAAUCACCCUUAAAUUAUUGACCUAAUAAAAUAUUAUUAUUAAAGUCACUGUAACUACAAUCCUGGCCAAAAGGUCUUGGGACACCUCCCCUUUUUCACUUGGUUUUGUAUGGAAUUUGCAGCUAACCUGCGAUACACACUCAUAAACACAGCCUUAACAAGAUUUUUAUCCCACCCCCCCCCCCCUCCCUAAACAAAGUUGAGGUCCUUAAAGUGUACAAGAUAUGUAAAAGGUGUUUGACUUGUAACACCCAACACUGUUCUGUGGGGGAGGGGGUCAACUUGAAUUACAUUUCCUCACCUAAAACACGAAGUGUCCCAAAUGUUUUGACCAGGAUUGUAGUUCUUUGGUGGUUAAAUUCUUAAUUUCUCUGACUAACAUUAAUACUGUUAUCUUGUACCUUCAGCUAAAAAUGUGGUCUUGGGUGGUGUGAAGUCAGUUACCCUACAUGAUACAGGAAAUGUUGAAAUGUCAGACUUGUCCUCUCAGGUGAGUUUUAACCUACACUGUAACUUCAUUUCAUUAAAGCAACAAACAAAGAACAAGUUCCUUAAUUCACAUACUGUACUCUCUGUAGAUCUGAUUAUGUAGGAGUUUAAAGGAAAAUGUAAUGGAGAUUUUGUUUUCAUUUGCCUCUUAUAGUUCUUUCUUGAAGCUGACGACAUUGGAAAAAACAGAGCGGAGGUAUCUUUGAAAAGGAUUUCUGAGCUCAACAGUUAUGUUCGUAUGUCUGUUAGUACCGAACAGCUGACAGAAAAAUUCCUGGGACAGUUUCAGGUAAGCACUGCUGCACAGUGUUAUCCAUAGAUCCUCGAACUUAAUACAUUGUUUAUCACCUGUUAGAGAUGCCAUUAUUUAGUGUAAUUUGCAGUUGUGAUCUGUUUCCAUACUCGUUCAAUGUAGUUCAGCUUCCUUCAUCAUCAUCACUGGAUUCCCCCUAGCCUGCUUGGCAGGUGCAAAAAGGGGAGAGGAUGGGGAUAGAGGAAAAAAGGGCGAAAGGGAAAAGAGAAGGUAGCCCUCUCUCCUGAAUCCCCCUUCCUUUUUCCCUUCCUCCCAAUCCCCUAUCCCUUUUGAUGCCUACUACUUAGGCUAGAUCCCUCUUCCUAAGUGGGAAGUGGAGCAGGAUUCUUCCAUUCACCAUAGCCUGAAAGCACAAUUGUCAAUUUAGGAUGCCACAAUUGUAAUUGGUUUCUCGCAUAAUUCUUGAGCCUCUGAGGGAUGUCUGUAUAAAUUCCAUGCUGAUGACAUGUUACUUCCUAAGUCCUGUUAUUACAUGUACUUGAAUCUGAAGGUUGUGCUGUGAGGAAAAUCUGCUUAAAACCAAUUUGAAGCACUACCCCAAUCUGGUUAUUGACACACAUGAUAUCAGUAUGGAAUUUUGGUGCUUGUUCUUCCGACAUCAUAUCGCAGGGAAAGCAGCGAUGGUCUUGCACAAUGUUGGCUGUCUUCUCAGGCCAACAAUGAUAUGAAAAAGGCUUUUGCAUUUUUUCGAUGAUCAGUAUCAUAUUGUAUUAAUUUUUUUGUGAUCAAUUCUUUUGGUUUGUUUUGGUUUUUCCACCGCCACUACCAUACAUGUAUGUACAAAUGUACAUGUGCUGUAAAAAAAACCUACUUGUACAAAGUGUAAAUAUACAGUAUCUUCUUUCAAUUCUCCUUAGCUGGCAGCAGAAACAAUGCAAGAGCAACCUCUCAUUUCCCAGUUUAUAUCUAUAGGUUGUAGUGCUAACACAGUCUACCUUUGAUGAGCAACUUUGGGUUGGUGAUUUCUGUCAUGCACGGGGUAUCAAGUUUAUCAUCGCUGAUACAAGGGGACUUUUUGGGUAAGUCUCUGUUCUGUUUAGAGUUUAUUCAAGAUGCCUUAGGGACAGAGCCAAGUGUGUGCAUUACAAGGAAACUACUACGCUAACCUGGGCAUGGUUUUAUUAAUUUCCAUGGUUUUAUUUAAAGUGUCUAGUUGGUGGUGAGGGCAGGAUAGAAUGUUGCUCCACAAUAAUUUAGAGGUUUUAAGUUAAAACCAAAAUACUAUUUAUCCAGAUUUCUGUUAAACAUAAUGGUUUUCGUUUCAAUUUUUUUUAUAUGUAUGCUUGGAAAUAAAAGGAGAAUUCAACAAUACAUCAGGAGUCACCUUGGGCCUUAUUUCAUGCAUCCCUUAACAUCUGUGUCCUUUAGACUUCACUGUUGGAAAGAUAGUCAGAUGUAAAUGUACUUUCUUUGAUAAGUGAUGCAGUAGCUGAAUAUUAUGUUCUGAAAUUAUCCAUUUCAGUCAAAUAUUUUGUGAUUUUGGUGAGAGUUUCACAGUGGUAGAUACCAAUGGGGAACAGCCAGUCAGUAACAUGAUUUCUUCUGUUUCUAAGGUAUGUAUGGUGCUGUACACUGAUGACUCAAUUCUUGUUCUUGAUUUUCACAGGGUUUGUAGAGAGUCUUGAAUUCUUGAAAAAAGUCUUGAAAUUUGCAAACCAGGCAGAGAAAAGUCCAAAAAACAACAAUCCAGUCUGGGAAACAUAGUGUAAAGUCUAGAGUUUUAAAACUGCAGCAUGGGCUUUAUUGCUUAAAAGUGAAUUUUUUUUUUGAAGUUGUCUUAUUCUUUUCUUUAGCCAAAACAUUCAAUCACAGAAUGAGGAAGUUUCAGAACUCUUUUACAUAAGUCUGCAUAACAUGCGCUGUAUGCUUGCAGUGUACCGAGGUUUCAUCAAUGAUUUGCUGAUUAAUUUGAUGAUCUAGAGUUUGGAAAAAGAAAUUAUUAAUUCUGGAAAAAGUCUCGAAUUUCAGUUUCAAAAGGUUUUAUGCACCCUGUUUUCAAAAGUCAAACUUCUGAGUUGUGAAAAUUUUUAUUUUUGUGACUUUUGGUUCUGUUGUAUGUAUUUACAUUGUAAUUUUGCAGUAAUGUUUAGUUUGUACAACUGCAAUGUUUUUUUUAGCUCUAAUGGAUGAGGCAAUAAAUAAUGUUAAUUUUUUCUAGGAUGAGCAAGGUGUUGUAACUUGUCUUGAUGAGCAAAGGCAUGGUUAUGAGUCUGGUGAUUUUGUGACUUUCUCUGAAGUUCAGGUAAUAAUAAGCAUGAAGCUCCUGAUUUUUACAUGUAAUAAGAGACAGUUAUUAAAUUACAAUUUCGUUCAAACAUUGACAAGAAAAAGGUUUUUAGGUGGUCUUUGCCUGAUACCAUUAUUCCUGUUUAGUUUUUAAUUAGCAAAAUCACACAUGGAAAACCUGUUUAACAACUCCAUUUCAACUAUGACAUCAGUUGACUGGCUAUGCAAAUGCUACCCUCUUAAGUUAACAAUGUAACAUGGCUUUGGAAAACACAGCAUCUUGUAAUACAUCAAAGCCUGUUGUCAAAAUACCCAAAAUCCAUGUUAUGUAGUAUGUAGUUCUAACUGAGAUUAUGAAGAAAUCUCAUGGUGUGUCCAUUCAUAAUACAAUGCCAUUGAAACCUCUUCAGUAGCACUUUUACUGUGGAGGAAGUCCUGUGGUGUUACUAUUCAAAUGAAACCAUAGCCUGCGAAAGGCAGACCUUUCUCCUCGCUAUCACUGCUGAGGGACGUUUUGCAAGGAGAAACGUCUGCUACUCAACGACAGAAAUUCCAUGCUGAUGACGUAAAAUCUGUCUGGAAUCCGGUCAGAAGAGCUAAUUGAUCGACAGAGUAGUUUCAUCGUUUUAGCUAUUGUUUACGAAUGACAGACAAAAGACAAAAGGCCACAAAGGUCAAAUGUAAAUGGGAUGAAUCUCUAACAAAACAGUCAAUAUUUUGUGGAAUAUAGUCUUCUCUAGAAGAAGCAUUAAUUUUAGUUUUGCUGAAGCUCAUUCACAGAUGAACACAACACUUCACCAAAAUCGACCAGGAGAAGCGUAAAAUUGAACAAAAUUGCAUUUGGAACCCCAUGACUACUGGAUUUAUUAUGUAAACAUUGAUUUACAUCAUCAGUAUAGAAUUUUUUUGCUGAGUUGCAGACGUUCCUCCUCGCGAAAUUUCCUUCAGUGGCGAUGAGCGAGGAGAAAUGUCUGCCAUUCGCAGGCUAAUGAAACCAUAGCAUUUCUUUCAAUGUAUUGGUUUGUUUCUAAGGAUUUUGCAAAACACUAUUUAAAAAUUUUAUUGAAUUAAAGACUUUGAGCAAUUAUUUAAAAAAUGGAAAGUUCACAAUACAUUGCCUUCAAACCAGUUGUUUUUGUUUUAAGAAAAAUAAAUGUAUGGAAAAAUUUUGAGCAGGCUUCUCUAUCCAAUUGUCAAAAAUCAAUGUUGACUAUAUUAUUCCUCUUUUUCAUCAUUUUGUGUGAUGUUUCAUACUUCAACACAGAGUGCAUAAUGUUUCUUUCUGUGUUUCAGGGAAUGACAGAAUUGAAUCAAUGUGAACCUCGAGAAAUAAAAGUUUUAGGUGAUUAAUGACUGAUUGUAAUAUUAUUAUUUCUCACACAACGAGUGUGAUUUGUAUGCCACGCAACAAUGCAACAGCACUUUAAUCACAACCAUCACAAAAUUUUUAGGACAAGCAAAGGAAAAAUAGAAAUUAAUGAUACACUUUUGUCAAGCUAACUCAAACUUUUUUUUGAAUUAACAAAGGGUGGCAGGGUAGGAAAGUACAGUGUACUGUCACACUGUUUGGCAAGAAACAAAAACUAAAUCAUGUGAUGAGUGUGAAAACUGAUACCCUAAAUUGAAACUUGUGCCCAGGUUUUACUCAGUGAUUGAACUUCAUUUCUUGCCCCUUUUGGAAGCCAGCCGACAAGAAAAAACAUUUUUAACUGCAUUUUAAUAUCCACCUUUGGACACAUAGCCCAUUACUACAUAUAUUUAACAAUUAUUCGCCAAAGGCAAAGUUAAUAUUGUUGAAUAAUCCCCGAGACGAAGUCGAGGGGAUUAUUCAACAAUAUUAACUAAGCCUGAGGAGAAUAAUUGUUUUAGUAUAUUGACACGAAGUUAUCUCAACAGAAUCAGAACGGAAACCAUGACAAAACGAUUAGUUUGAUUGACAGGUGAAUUCAUGCGUGAAUGAGAAGCCGUAAACACUGGAUACGCAAAAGUUAGAUCUUUACAGUAUCUUCAGACAUGGCAAAUGAUAGUUUUAAUCUUUUUGUACCGAGUUUUGUAAGCUUUAGGAUCAACGGUUUAAAAGAAAACGCCGAAAAUUUAAAUUACUACCCAAUUCUGAGAAGAAAAGUAGAGCUUUAAUUGUUUCUGUCAACUCACCGUGAAUGAGAAAGUUUUCUUUGUCAUUUCUUGCAAAUGCUAUCAAGAGCGGCUACGAUCAAGGUGAGCGUUGUUUAUCUCCAAAGUUCUUUGCCUUGUGAACUUGCUGGCACGUACAAUUUUCGAAAAUAUUUGCCUUCCUCUUUUUUUUAUAAAUUAACUUCUAUUUAUAGGCAAAAUUGGUCUUGAGCGAAAAUCCCGAAAGCACAAAACAGUGGCAAAGCGAUCUCGUUUUCCUCUGUAGUGGAAAACAUAGCUUUGAGCGUACAAAAAGUCAGCUACAGUAAACCAUUUCACAAUAAAUCACGCUGUUUAAGCACCAUGAAGUCUUUUCUUGCCUUCAAAGUCAUCAGCACUUGGAUAUUCGUGUAUUUUCAAAAAGGCUUUACUAUAAAACUUUGACAAAAACACCCAGUUCACGACAGCGAUUUUGUUCUGCUUUAUAUUCACUGACGUCAUAGUCCAAGAUAGCUAACCAAUCAGAUUGCUUGAAUUACCAAGAUCACUGCGUGUGUAUAUACUAAUUACAUGUAUUUGCAUGCAUUUUGUCAUCUUGGCUUUCAAGAGUGACUUAACCUACUUCUGUUUAUUCAUUAUAGGCCCAUACACAUUCAGUAUUGGUGACACUAGUGCGUACUCAGAGUAUGUACGUGGUGGUAUAGUCAGUCAAGUCAAAAUGCCAAAAGUAGUGAAAUUUGUGAGUACAGUAUUUGUAAUUGCAUUGCUUCCUAUUUUUCCCAUUUUUCUUACCCCAAUAAUAAAAGGACUUUCAAAAUAAUUAAGAUGUUCCAUGCAAGCUGAUGUUUUUUAUUAUUAUUAUUUAUUGCACUGGAGAUAUAUGAACUUGCAGAUGAGCUUUAGCAUUUGUGAAAACUUUAUACGGUGUGCCUUUUUUAUUAGACUUAUACAUUUAUGUUAGUUUGUGUGCCUGUUUUUAUUAUGGUGACCAGUGUGAUGCAAAGGUAAAUAAAAUAGCAUUUCUCCAAGUGUGAAACUGUGAAAAAGUGACAACAAUACACUGUCUGUUGCAAACUUUGCAUCUUAAAUUCUUUUGUUUGUAUCUUGUACAUUGCAUUGUUGUAACUGUAGAAUGUGAGGAGGUUUAAUGGCAGACCCAUUUAUUAUGAUUGUUAACUUGUCUAGCUUUUUCUUUCUGUCACUAGAAAUCUUUUAGGGAUUCCCUCACAGCACCAGAGUUUGUUCUUACAGACUUUGGCAAAAUGGAAAGGCCAGCACAACUUCAUUUGGGAUAUGCAGUGAGUGAAUAUUAUAAAAUAGUUUUCUAGUGUUAAUUGAAUUUUUCUUUUGAUUUAUUUCUAUCAAUUUUCCUGUUCUUUUGACUAGGCCCUGCAUAAGUUUGUAAAAGAAUAUGGAGUUCUCCCUAGACCCAGAAAUCAGGUAAUUUUCUAAGUAUUGACAGUUAUUCUUCAUAGAAUGAAAUUGGCAUCAUCAUUUUACCCAUUAGCCUAGCCAUUUCUCUGGGGUAAGGGUCAAUCUACCCUUAUUUAUGGCUACCUAUACCUGUAAUUUUCUUGUACUCAUUCACAGAAAUGGUGUAUCUUAAGGUUUAUAUUUUUAACUGUUUUUGUUUCCACACCACACAGGAAGAUGCUAAAAAGUUCAUUUCACUGGCCAAACAGCUCAAUUCAGAAAAGAUAUGUUUACAGGUAACUCAAACCUGAAAGUUAAAUUUCAAAUAUUUUCCCAAAUAUUCAACCAGUUAUUAAAUGUACAUGUAAUCUUGAGCAAUUUCCCCAAACCUGUUUUCAUUAUUUGCUUGUCAUUUCCUUUCUUAAUUUUUUUUCCUUUCACUGAAAAAUAAUAUAGGUGGAUGAAGUUGAUGAGCAUCUUCUGACACAACUGGCCUACAAUGCAAGAGGUGAUCUUUGUCCAAUGCAGGGGGUUAUUGGAGGAAUUACAGCUCAGGAAGUUAUGAAGGUAAACGUCAGCCUAGUGUACCUUUCCCACCCCUGGGUUGAGUACACUCUUUUGACCACGUUGGCCAUUUCAUUCUCAUCUUUUUCAGUACAUUAAUUUGUAGGUUAUACAAAGCUGCAAAUCACAGUAAGUCAUUGGCCAAAGUCUAAUAUUUGAAGUUUGCCCUUGUCUGAUGAAAUCCUAUGAAAAAUGAACCUGCCGACUAUCAUUUUGUGGCAGGGGGAUUUUUUUAGCUUGUCAUGUGAAACAGUUGCUUGGUUAAACACUAGCCUGUGUUGCAGAGGUACAUGUAAUCUUACCUCGGUUAGUAACGUCUACAAAGCGGCGCCCAGAUCCCUGUUCUGGGCCCCAAUGGACUUAAUGAAUUAUCAGAAGUGUGUUUCAAAUUUCCUGUUAACUUCAUUGGCCAAUCAACAAUGGUAUUUUAAACCUGUGAGUCAUGACAUGUACUCAAAUCCUGGCUGUACACAGGUAUGUGGGGACCUUGAACAAGGAUUUUGGUGCUGUUUUGCAGACAGACUUAAAGAACUUGCUUCCAUCAAUGGGAAAAACUUGUCAAGUACAUCAUAACAAAAAAUGAAAAUAAUUGUCAUCGUCAUCAUUAUUAUCAUUAUCAUUAUUGUUAUUUUAUAAAUUUUGCAGGCCCAUUACAAUAAUAUUAUUAGUGUUUACAUGUAUAUCAAUCAGAGAUUCUGUCUCAUGAUCAAGGAAGUUCUCAAUUAAUGUCACUUGACAACUAAGUUUACUGUUGUUUGCCUUUCUUGUUCUAGGCCUGCAGUGGAAAGUUUAGUCCUAUCUUUCAACUUUUGUACUUUGAUAGUCUUGAAUGCCUGCCAGAGGAAGGAGAAAUAUCAGAAGCCUCAUGCCAACAAGUGAGAUAACACAUAUUUAAGAAUAAAAAUUAAUAGAUGUGAAAACUUAUUUAUAAUCAACAAGCCUAACUCAAACAUUUUUGCAUGUACAAUGUAUAACCUUUUUGGUAACUCUGAAGAUACACCUGUACUCACUUGGUAAAAACUCAUUUCACUGAACUACAGUAACCCGUUCACUCCUCGUCAACGUAUGGAGAUGUUUUAUCAUAAUUGUUUUGUUUUUUUUUUUCACUCUAACUUUAAAAUCUGUGUAUGAAAUCCUAUGGUGUUACAAGUCAAAAUUGAACUUUUGUCGGGAGAACUUUUGCAUAGCUCCAUAUAUAGCUGGUGAGAUAGGUGUGGUACAGAGGUCAUUCAGUUGGUUGGGUUUGUGCGUGGCUGGCCUUAGGCUUCAGCUGGUAGUGCUGUCGCUGCAGCGCAUUGCUGAUCUAGGUUGCAGCUCCUACUGCUCUAGUUUUCUAGUGACCACUGGCCUAGGUGUGUUGCCACUGCAGAGCAUUGUUGUGUUGUGUUGUUGGCCAAGGCUUCAGCUCAUAACACUAUAGAAAUGAGGCUUCUUGGUCAUAUAAUGGAAGUCGACAGUUAUGCCAAUCGUUGAAUGGUGUCCCCAAACAUUAAUAGGGAGCUUAAGGAACAGCGUUUUUGAGUGACACACGUCAACUGGAAGGGGACUUUUUGCAUCCUUGGGCACUUAGGUUUGGUACAAACUAUUGGGCGAAUCGUCUGUAUAAGGGAAAAGACACUAGGCAAUACAAAUUUGUAGGCAUCAAGGCGUAAUUAUAGAAAGGGAGAAGGCCUCACUUCCUGUUGACAUGCGUCACUCAAAAACGUCUUUUAAUACUUCAGUUCCCUAAUGCCAAAUGUGUGCAGUUUUCCUUUCUUUAGUUACUCCAUUGUUUCUUUAUUGCUCAUGCAUUUGGUUAUACUCAACAGAACACUAACAGUGAAAUUAAUAUCACUUUUUUUUGGAUUUUUCCUAUUGCCAGAGAAACAUACAUGUAUUAGGAAAGAAAGGGAUAAUUGAGGAUAAGUGCAGAUUUUUUUGUGACCAGUAGGACUGUUUAAACCUUCUGGGGUUUAUUUUUGUAAGAGACAAUCAUGCUUAUGAUGAUGAUGUUCUCUUUAGACCGGAUCAAGAUAUGAUGGACAAAUUGCAGUCUUUGGAACGGAAUUUCAAAAGAAGCUGUCAGAGCAGAAGUACUUUAUUGUGAGUACCAGUACCUUAACAUUUUAUUUAGUGCUAUAUCUUAACAGUAUCGUUUUGUCUGAAGGAAACAGACAUGAUGUUCUAUUCUUUGAACAAAUCUCUCCUCCCCCAACCCAUUCCAUUUUUUUUUGCUCUCGCUCCAACUUUUUUGCAAUAAUUCAAGUGGUAAUGCUUGCUAUGCUGGCUAGCAUUUGCCAUGCAAAAUAUCAUUGCAAUAAUUAAGAACGGUGGCUGCAGGAUGCAACAGCCAACAGCUCCUUUGAAAACAGUGUCUUAAUGUUAUUAUUAUUGUUGUUGCUACAGGUUGGUGCUGGUGCUAUUGGAUGUGAACAUCUCAAAAAUUUUGCCAUGAUGGGUUUAGCUUGCAGUGAUGCAGGGCAGCUGUUUGUCACAGAUAUGGACACCAUUGAAAAAUCCAACCUUAACAGGCAAUUUCUUUUCNGAAUUUCAAAAGAAGCUGUCAGAGCAGAAGUACUUUAUUGUGAGUACCAGUACCUUAACAUUUUAUUUAGUGCUAUAUCUUAACAGUAUCGUUUUGUCUGAAGGAAACAGACAUGAUGUUCUAUUCUUUGAACAAAUCUCUCCUCCCCCAACCCAUUCCAUUUUUUUUUGCUCUCGCUCCAACUUUUUUGCAAUAAUUCAAGUGGUAAUGCUUGCUAUGCUGGCUAGCAUUUGCCAUGCAAAAUAUCAUUGCAAUAAUUAAGAACGGUGGCUGCAGGAUGCAACAGCCAACAGCUCCUUUGAAAACAGUGUCUUAAUGUUAUUAUUAUUGUUGUUGCUACAGGUUGGUGCUGGUGCUAUUGGAUGUGAACAUCUCAAAAAUUUUGCCAUGAUGGGUUUAGCUUGCAGUGAUGCAGGGCAGCUGUUUGUCACAGAUAUGGACACCAUUGAAAAAUCCAACCUUAACAGGCAAUUUCUUUUCAGACCAGGAGAUGUACAGGUGAGGCUGAUGCAAUAAAUAUUUAAUCUUUCAUUAUCUUAAAUGAUAGACGAACCUCUUUUAUAAUAGCUUGCAGGAGCAGACACUUUUUUCGGCUCCGGUAUUUUCUCGGCAGGUGAAACAAGAGCCGAAAAAGACGUCUGUUCCCUGCGGGCUACUUUUAUAUUACACACCUUAAAAAUAAACUAGGUCAAGUCAAAUUUUAUCCAACUCACGCAAAUAUUUUCAGCAACCAACAUUUCAUGAUGUAGUCAAUUUUUUGAGCUGCAAACCGAGUGCUGACUUGUUUGAAUUGAGCACAAUGCAAGGUGGGCUCCUGUCAAAAUUUGCCAAAUUCAUGUUCCUGGAAUAUUAUUUAGAGUAUAACAACCCAAGUCGAGCUACUUCUAUUGCCUAAAAAACCUUUGAGCACAUUUUGAUACUUCAGUUUAACCACUAAGAAAAAUAAGACCCUUUCUCUUAGAGUUAACAUUAAGGUCUGGUCCCAGUUGUUCAAAAGGUGGAUAAAUUACUAUCCAGUGUAUAAGGCAAUUGCAUUCCCUUAUACUUAUUCACUGGAUAGUGAUCCAUCCCGUGGAUGUGCUAUCCAACAUUUGAACAAUCAAGGCCUGGAAUGAAUGAGUGAACACUCCUGCAAGAAUUGGCUUGCCUAAUGCCAAAACUUUUGAGAGGAAUGAGUGGGUGGGAUCUGAACAACCCUAGCAGUGGUUGCCUCUUUGGAGGUGGGUACGGCUUUACUUCUUUACACGUUCAAACCAGUUUGACAUCAGCGCGAAUGUACAUUGUGCCUUGUUUUAGACCCAGCCUUGUCCUUAGCCUUUGAGCGAGCUGUCCAUUUGGGGGAUAUCGUGAAAAGUCGACGCGUGAGAGGCACGCCAGAGGAGGCACGGUUUCGCCGCUCGCUCGCCCAAAUAGGAGAGGUUGCUCGCAGGCUACCUUGUUCUAUAAAGGGAAUAACUUUUUAGCGACUGUUUUGAGUACACCACUGGUUUGCCUCAACACUACAAAACCGCAGUUUCUUUAGUCAGGUUUUAUUAAUUGGCAGUUUAUACGUAAAUGGAAUUAUUUACAGACAGCCUGUCCUCUUUCCACCUUGUAGUACUAUCAUUGUUUUGGUGUUGUUUUAGCAAUUGAAAUCAGAGGUUGCAGCGAGGGCGGUCAAG